ACUUGUUGCUCCUCCAAUCCCAGGAAGCGAAACACGCUCGGUACUUGAGUGAACUGUCGGACCAAGAGGCAUGGAGUACAACAUUAGUUUGGAUCCAAAAACAAACCACAGACGACCCAGCUGUCUUCCUUACCAACAAAUUUCUUAAACAUAGAUGUACUUUAAGCUUUAUGGCGGAUACGCUCGGGAGCGAAACGUAGCUGGACUACUGCUGUGCAUAUGGCGGCUAACGGUAACGUUGAGGUCUUUGCCCAAAAUAUUUACCGGCGACGUCAGCUUCCCAAAAGGUGCCGUCUAUUUGCUGGAACAUGAGUUAGCAAACUAGCAUCGAAGCUAAUUUUAAGCCAGUUGAAUAAGCGAAUAUUGUCUAGUAACAUGCUUUCUAUAUCAGUAAGAAGUUUUUAAGCAAACCAGUUGAAUGGGAAACAUUUUGAUCCAAGUUUUCCAGAGCGUAGAUGUGAUAUAAAGUUAUAUGUGAAGUUUAUAAACUGUGUAUAAAGGGAUUGCUUGUUGACGUGGAUGGCAGCAGGGAUUUUGCAGUGUCGGGUCUGGUAGUGGAAGUCUGUUUUGCACUGAAUCAGGUCGCACUUGUCAGUGUUUGGACCAGACUAUGAUCUGGUGUGGGAUUAAUCCAACCACAAGCUCGAAAAAUGGCUACUGGCGAUGCCCAGAAAACACAAAGUGAACACCUCAGGUGGCUUACUCCACAAAGACAAUUUGAAGUGUGUUGAAAACUUAAAAAAUCAUUCUGAAAAGGCACCACAUUUGCGUUUUAUAAGUUUCUUCAUCCACCUGGUGAAUGUUUUGUUGUAUGAUGUUAAGAGCAUCUUGUCUCUGCUUUCAGAUCCAUGAUGUACUCCACUGUCAUUAAUAUUCACCUAAUUUCUGAGGGGGCAACGAGGAAGAUCAUUUCUGUCGACUAAGUGAAGACCUCCCCUCCCCUCUCCUGAAGAAGUGUGAAACAUGCCCCUGCCAUUUGGCUUCAAACUCAAAAGAACUCGAAGGUAUACUGUUUCAAGCAAGAGCUGUCUUGUCACUCGGAUACAGCUGCUCAAUGGAGAGUUUGUUGAGUUUACGCUUUCAGUGGAGAGCACGGGACAGGAAUGUUUGGAGGCAGUUGCUCAGAGACUUGAGUUAAGAGAGGUAUGUAUGGUUUUUCAUUCAAUACAAACACUGCUUGAUCUCUCCCACAGGUUUCAUGUGGAGAUACCACGCUAAAAUGUGUGUGCGAAGUAUCGGCCUCUACAUAGCUUGGUCAGUUUGGUUAAGAAAAGGAGCUGUGAGUCAGGAUUGACUAGUACACUAUGUUGUCAUGUCUGUAUUCGGUCACCGUUUGUCACACAAUGACAACAACUGUUAGUUUUCAACUGAUGUAAGCCUGAAUGCCGUCACACUGAAUUGCACCACAAUCAACAGAAGAGACUGCUGAAUGUGCAGGCAAUCAGGCAGAUGAACUUAGUGCAUCAUGCAGCAGAAAAACAGACGCUGUCCAUUGGCUAACGCUUUAUUUGUCAUUUGUCUGGCUAGCAGUGUAGGUGCAAGUUACAGGCCUCCACCCUCAUUCAGGGUUUUUGUAGUAUGCGGCAAGCAAUACAGUUGUGUUUGUUUUUAAUGUCACCAGGUGUGUUUGUGUAAUCAUUUUCUUUGCCAUGGAUAACAGAGAGUCGAUGCAGCAAAAUACACAGCUGCACUGCUGGUUGCAUGAUUUCCCUAAAGAUCCUUGGUUUGAAGAUCUAUUUUAAUUCGAUUACCAACAACAGUGAUGGAAUCUCAGUAGAAAAAAUGAUCAGUUUUAAUUUAUCUUGAUGCCUUUAUGCUUUUUGUUAUUAUGUUCUGUGCUCCAGAUCAUUUUUAUUCCAUAUAGCUACAAAAAAAGAAAACAGUCGAUUAAAGCUUACAUAACAUCUACAUAUGGUUAUCAUGUGUUAAUGGUGAUGUUGGCCAUCUUCAACUUGUGGUUUGAGAAAGGUUGCAUACCACAAUAGAGCUCUUUCAGUUUAAUGUGGGUCCAUUGUGAGCUAUCAGUCAGUCACAAGACUAGACAAGGAGUUCCCACAGGACUAGAGAAGUUUACAAUGGUGAAAAUUCAAGGUCUGUAUGUCCAGGUGUGUUCUGAAUAUCAUGUAUAUCUAUGAGUGUUUUGACUCACUGACGGCUAACAGACUUUUUAUGGGAUAUAUGAAUGAGUAAACAUCAGCUGAGCUCAGACAGUUAAGUAUAGUAGGGACUUUUUUUUUGUCUUUUAAUCACACCCUGAUGUAUGUGUCGCUUCCUUUGCUCAGAUAACAUACUUCAGCCUGUGGUACUUCAACAAGCAGAACCAGCAGAGAUGGAUCGACUUGGAGAAGCCGCUGAAAAAGCAGCUGGACAAGUAUGGGCUGGAGCCCACCGUUUACUUUGGAGUCGUGUUUUACAUACCCAGUGUCACCCAACUGCAACAGGAGAUCACAAGGUGACAUGAGGGGUCUUGUCUGAGCUUUCAACCUUGGUCUCUCCGCAGAUAUUAAUCUUCACGAAUUGCGGUUAAAAAUUGAAUUAGACUGGCAAUUUUUUUCAAAAAAGCCCUCACUGAUCAGGAAGUCAUGGACUAAGCUUAGACUCAGAGCUCUACCUCCUGAAUUAGUUUGUAGAGAUGUCUUCCUGUAUGUCUCCAUUCUAUACUUGUAUCUAGCAAGAUUGUUUAAUUGAUCAUGAGUUAUCCGGAUGCCCCCUUAUUCAAGAAGAUUAACCCUAUUAUGACUGGUCAGCUGUUUCUGCAGACCUGGACUAAGCUGUUAUACUUGGUUGAUAGCUGCUUGUUUUCCAGUUCUGAGCAACUUUGAAUUUCUCCCCAGAUAUCAGUAUUACCUGCAGCUCAAGAAGGACGUUUUGGAGGGAAGGAUCUCGUGCUCACUCGAACAAGCUAUUCGUUUGGCUAGCCUGGCAGUGCAAGGUAAUACAAAUGUGUAUGUAUAUGCAAUAUUUCAGGGUUUUUCUUCGGUCAAGAGGCCUGUGCCAGUUCAUUUAGGUUUUCUAUUGGUAUUUAUAAGCACAUUUAAACCCCAAGCAGGCAUAUGAAUGUGGUCAGGGGUGUGUGUUUAUGUGUAAAUGUGAACUCCCCUUGUUUAAGCAUGUCCUCCACUUCUAUCCCAGCCUGAAGAAUCUCAAACACUGCUGGCAAAGUUAUAUCAGGCACUGCGACUUACUGGCCUGGGUGUUGGCAUAGCAGAGCUGCUGAGAUCACUUACCGCUGCAGCGCAUGUUCAUAUGACUGACCAACAUGUUGUGUGUGCAUUGUUGGGACACACUGAGAAAUAGCUUGUAGUUACCUCUGAGAUGCAGCGCAGACGUUGUCAUGCAGAUUUGGCAUUUACGCUUUAAAUAAAGUUGUUUGCUUCCUAGUUUGUGUCCCUGGCAUGGUAUGGAGAAAAGAGCGUCAGUUUGAGCUGAUGCCAGGGAUGCCCAACAUUGUUGUGGAUGUUGCCAGCAGGGAAGACUAAAGCUGGUACCAGUUUUGGACUACGUAGUCAGACACUGAAGCAAUUCCUUUUCAUAACCCACAGGCCCUGUCUCUUCUAAAAUUAGUCGACAUUUCUUUCCAACAGCCAUUUCAACAUUCAGUCAUUCUUGGAUGUCUGUUUUACCUUUUGCCAAAUACAGUCAAGACUGUCAAAGUACGCAUGAGCACAUAAUAAGGUUUAUUUAGGGCGCUGUAUCAUCCAGAGAAUGGUUUUCAAAAUCUCUAACCUGGUGUGUCGUCUUUUUGGUCUACAGCUGAUUUUGGAGACUUCAACAGAUAUGAUUCUCAGGAGUUUCUUCAGAAGUUUGUCUUGUUUCCAAUUGUAAGCAUUCUGUUACCAACAAAUGAAAUGGAAAAAAAAACAAACAUUGGUAAUAUUUCUGUCUUUGUUCAAUGCCAGCACUGCAUCAAUUCUAACCUUUUCUUUUUCUAGGAUUGGAUCCAGGAUGAGAGAGUUCUGGAGGAGGCCACUCAGAAAGUGGCUCUUCUGUAUCAGUCCUUCAGGUGAACAGCUUUUCAAAACUUCAUCCUGCAUGUUCUGUGUGUUGAUCAGUGAUAGCUGUCAGUAUUGCACGUUUAAAUGUGCUCUUUUUGCAUCUAUUUUGCCAAGUCACCUUUUUUUAUGAAUGUAAUCUGGAUUACUUUGAACCAGGGGGAGGUCAAAUUUAAACCUGAGUUUUAUUUACUCUUGAGCAGGCGAGUACAGCCUGGCUUUUGUAAAGACAGCUCUAUCUAUGAACUGCAUCCACUGUGUCUCUUUUUUAUGAAAUAUUAUGACCCUGGAAUGACUGUCUUGAUCAGCUUUGUUAAACGCUGCCAUGUUGCUUGUUUUAGGACUGCUCUUGUUUUGUUUCCAGUGCUAAAAGUAUUUACCCUUCUGUUCAUUCAGAGGUUUAUCGGCUCCUGAGGCAGAGAUGUUGUACAUGCAGGAGGUUGAGAAAACGGAGGGCUACGGGCAGGAAAGCUAUCAAGCCAAGGUAGGUUGACCAGGUCCAGCCUGGGGUCUCAAACAUCCUGUGUGUUGACAAAGUUCCUCACAAAACUACACAUUGAGGAAGUAUAAGGUAUAAAAAGGUCUUGAUGCGUUUAUUUAAGACCCUGUUUCUAAAGUCUGGCCUCUCUUUUUGUCUUAAUAGGAUAGCACAGGCACUGAUGUUAGCCUGGGAUCCUGUCUGGAUGGCAUCUUUGUUAAGCAUAAAAAUGGCAGACCACUGACUCUCUUCAGGUAAGAAAUCAACCGUAAAAUUGAAAAAUGUAACUUUGACUGUUACAGCGAAGGCUAAAAGUGCUGAUAUAGAUCUUCUGCUUAAUAUUAAGACCUACCACACUCAUUUUCAUAUUUCCUUAUAUCAGUAUGGGACACCUAUAGAGUAGCUUGUUAUGAUUUGCAGCAUCUUUCUUCUAGUGUCAUCUGUGCAAACCCUUAUUAAGUACUGUUCAGCGUCUGUGUGAAGCCCUUGGUUUAGGCGGCUUUAAUUUCCAGCGAUAGAAAGUGAUUUAGUCAAGUGGUUUCUGAUCGUAAAUAUAAAUCCCGUUCAGUAUUUAUCAUCUCGAGUCAGGGCGGUUCUGAUCGUCCUUCUUCCUCAAGAUUAUCCUUGAAAGUGUCUGAUAAUGAGGCCUUUCCUGACUUUUGUUUGAAGGAGGACUCAGGCCCAUAAUUGUCAUGCUUAUCUCACAGUGUGUACCCAGCUUAACUUCCCGAGACAGACUGAGUCAAGAUGUUGCAGAAUGGAGGAGGAGGACAAACGGUGAAACAGACUCUCUUGCCUCCCGGUGGGCAUGUCUCUGGCAGCUGUUGGGUGGCCUCGUCCUUUAGCACAAUCUGAUGUCAGGCAUAAUAGGUGUCCUGUAAUACAAAGCCUUAAGAAAGCUUUGUCCGCUUACUGUGGACACUGAGCAGCAAUAAAAUUGAAUUUGAUGACUCUGAUCAAGUCUCUGAUUGAGCACGGCUCACAGCUGCUCUUCAGCAAGGCUGUCCUUUAUAAUAUUCUGCAAUCCUUGGCAGACAUGAAUGUGCCACAGGAGGAAAUGAGUCAGGUAGACUUUGAAUGCCGAAAAGAACCGAGGGACCAUUAUCUACCGGUCUGAUGUUCUUGAACUCAGCUGAACUCCAUCUCCAUCUUAUUACGAGUGCCCACAAGUGUAUGGUUUUUAUGAUGCAUUGUUAAGUGCAGCAGUCUGUUAAAAAAAGGUUUCAUGACUGCGAUGACAUCAUGUGUUUUUUUUUUUUCUCCCCCCUCUCUUUAUGCCGCUGCGUUUAAAUUGGCCGUGUAGGUGGAAUGAAAUUAACAACAUGAGUCACAACAGGUCUUUCUUUGCCCUGGAGCUCACCAACAGAGAGGAGAGUGUUCAGUUCCAGACCGUAAGUCUCAGCUGCCUCUGCACCUUCUUCCCCUGGGACAUUUCAGCCUCUUAUUGGAUUUGGGGGAAAUUGGAAAUUACCUUUUAUUGUGAAGUGUACCAUCAGCAAGUCUUAACAAUGCACCUAUGUUUAUAAGGAUGAGGCUGUGUGUGCGGGUCCUAAAGUUGUUGACAAUUAGAAACUCAAUGUAAAAGCAAACUCAACUCUGUUUGUCUUGAUUGUCAUACCAUCUAAUGAUUGUGUUCUCUACUCCCUUGUGUGUAGGAAGACAUGGAAACCUCCAAAUAUGUGUGCCGGAUGUGUCUGGCCAGACUCAAGUUUUAUAAGAUAAACAAGAGUAGCCUGUAAGUUUAUUUUUUCUUCUGAACAAGUCUAGCCUAGUUCCUGUCCCUUUGUUCUUUGUUGUCUCAUGCAUGCCUCUCUCUCUGGUGUAGCCUCACCUCUAUCCUCCUCUCCUCCUCUCUCUUCAGAGAGGAGUGUGACCCCCUGCCCUCUGAGGUCUCCCAGAAGUCCCUUCUCACUUUAUCUUUUCCUCGCUUUCCAAUGCUCUCUCGUCACUCUCUGCCUUCUAGUAAGGGGUGAGCAACACUGUCAGCCACCACCUACAUUAUUCCCUCAAAGCUGACGCUAACUUUGGUGCUCCCAAGCACAGAAAAACAGACUCUGUCGUGAAAGGAAGAUAAAAAUUUGUGGUGAAUUACCCUAAAAAUAUAAGAAAUUCAUCUACUUUGGUCAUCUUUACUCUGUCAUUACAAUCUUUCACCUAGUAUCUCAUAGUCCUGUAACUCAUUAGUGUGUGUGUUUUGUCUUGGUUGGCAUUGGCCUGUCACCAGAGAUGGAUAUGACAGCUCAGUGUUUGUUUUCUGCUGAUUUAAAAGUGUUUUACACCAGGAUUAAAUAUUUGGCCAGAUUCUUAGUCAAUCAUCUUAUUUCCUCUUUGAUUUAAUAUCUCCAAAUCCAGACCAGCUUUUUUCACAAGUGCUGAAUCUUGAUACGAUUGAGUUAUUUCAAGGCUUCAUUUAAGGCAAAUUUGUUUUGGGGUUUCCAGUAAACUGCACCUAAAUUAAAAAAAAAAAAAAGGUCAAGUGUUAUUCAAGAAGAUGUGAGUGACUAGUUUGACAUUGUUUGGAAGAGGAUUAAAAGAGACGGUGUUUUCUAACAGGUCUCUCUUUUUUUUUUCCUUCAGCCAAAGCCAGCCCACGGUUGUCAACCCCGUCAGACGGAGAUCCUCCACUCGGAUAUCUCUGGUAAUGUCUUCCCAGCUUCAUAGUUUGUUCUUUUCCUCUGGUCCUUUGAGUUAAACUGAGUCUCGUUUUUACCUGCAGCCAAAGCCUCAGGGCUACAUGAUGCCACCUCCACAGAUGCACUACAAUGGCCAUUUUACAGAGCCUUACACAUCAUCACAAGGUAAGACCGGUUACAAGCAUGUGUAGCCACAGUGUCAACAGGUGGAGGAGGUGGAAUGUAUUGAAUUUAAGAUUCAGAUAUUUUGCUCUUUCUGCCCUCGGUUUAAUAUUUACCUCUUUUCUUGACACCUUACUCGCUCUAAAACAUGCAACAAAUAUGUUUUCUUUCUUCCAGACAACCUGUACAUGAACAAUCAGAAUGGUUAUUACUACCACUCCCAGACCAGCCUGGACUGCUCUCCUCUGGAAUACAGCAGCGGAGGGCGCUUACGCAACGGCAGCGUGUACAGCGCUCACAGCACCAGUUCUCUAACCAAUCCUCAGCACUACCUUCAGCCCUCACCCAUGUCCUCCAACCCCUCCAUCACCAGUGACAUCACCAGACCGGACUACAUCCCCUCUCACCGCCACAGUGCUCUGAUACCACCCUCCUACCGUGCCACGCCUGAUUACGAGACAGUGAUGCGCCAGAAGACCAGAGGAGGGAUGGUUUUGUCUCAGGAGCACCGGCAGAGCCACUCAAUGAGAAACCUGAACAUAGGGAACUCAUACGCCUACAGUAGACCGGACCCCCUGGUUUACAGCCAGCCAGAGAUCAGAGGGGAGCACGGUGGAGCAGCUCCACAGCACCACUAUCCGUUCCAUCUGGGCUCCAGCUUUCACAGCCCCUCUCCGUACCCCUACCCUGUCGAGAGGAGGCCUGUGGUGGGGGCGGUGAGUGUGCCUGAGCUCACGAAUGUGCAGUUACAGCAGGCUCAGGAGUAUCCGGCCCCGAACAUCAUGAGAACACAAGUGUACCGACCACCACCGCCCUACCCAUACGCCCAUCCUCGGCCCGCUAACAGCACACCCGACCUGUCGCGUCACCUUUAUGUCAGCAGCAGCAACCCAGAUCUGAUCACCAGACGUGUGCAUCACUCUGUCCAGACUUUCCAGGAGGACAGCCUUCCUGUUGCGCACUCUUUACAGGAGGUGUCAGAACCCCUUUUUAGCGGACCCCCACACAGACACCCAUACCACGCUCAGAAACGGAACUCCAUCGAGAUCGCAGGAUUAGCUCUAAGCCUGGAGGGAAUGAGAGUCAAAGAGCGGACUGUAUCUUCCUCCGCAGCUGAACCCGCCACUCCUCCUCCUGCGGUGCGCGGCGGUCCUUCUCAGAGUUCGCAACUGAACGUGUUACUGGAGCGUGCCAAGACGGAGGACAGGGGUGGCAUCAAGGAGGACUUACAGUACGGACACAAAAAGUCUCUCUCAGACGCCACCAUGCUGGUUCACAGUAGCGCCGAAGAGGAGGAGUUUGAGGAGGACAGCGGGCGCCACACGCCACUUUCUCAAGAUGUAGUAGCAACUCUUCCCGAGCAGCAGCCGCAACCGCAUCACAGCCUGACCUCUCUCUCCUCUCUGACUCUUCAGCAGCAGACUCCCAUUGAACCGCCUCCUGCAUAUCCCAUAGGCUCCUCUCUUGACCCCGCCAUAACCAGCUCCCUGUCCUACAAGGUUCACCCCCUGAUUCAGGAGAAUGAGGCUCUGUGCCUCUUAUCUGAUUUAAGACCGCCCAGGAUUAUGCCCUCUGUCUCUGAGGGAGACCUGAGCGGGCAGGCCAAGCAGAAGGCAAAGAAAGACUUCAAGAAGAGGCCUGUUUCAGACGUGCCUGCUGGGAAGAAAACUGUGGAAGGUCUGCCCCCUCCGGUGAGUCUUACUCGAUCUCUCCUUGGCUUUGAGUGAUUUUUCCGACAUCUGACUUUGACAUAUUCACACACAACGUUCGGGACUUUUUCACAUACAAGUCAAAAUUCAUCUUCCAGUGUGGUUACAAAUGCUUCUGCUUUAACAGUGGUUAAUUUUCUCAUUGGAGGACAUUAUCAUGCCAAUCCUUGUACACUCUUUUGUAAUUAUCCAGCUCAUGAAAGAUUAUAAAGGGCUAGGUUGAUGAUCUUGACAGGCCAGACGUGUAAGAGGGCUUCGGCUUGAAUAGUUCUGAAAACAAACUUUAAGUAAUGAAUGAAAAAAAGAUGUUUAAACAUGUUUAAUUGUUUAUUGGUGACGUUUAAUCACGCUCUAGUUUCACUUUUCUCUUUAGCUGAACUUGUCUCUUUGCAGACCCUCGUCUUUGUCUUAAACACUGCAUGUUUGGCCCUCUGUCAAGAUCACAUGAGCAUGACGUCUUUCACAGACAGUCUCAGUCUGACACAUGUCCGAAAAAUGCCGUUCGGCUUACUCUGAGAAAACCGGACAGGUGACAUUCUUUCAGGAAGCACGGAGCGAGGCUGCGCGGUCCCUCCCCUCCUUUGCACCUGCUCCCUCUCCGUGGGGCUUGCACACAAUCAUCCUUACUUUUUCCUUCCCUACAUCCACUCUUUUGUCAUACUAGGGCAUGAGGAAAGGAGCCAGAUCAGAGGUGAAGAAGAUGGGCCCUCUGAAGGUGGCCCACCUCAACGGCCUGUCCGUGUCAAGGCAGCCAUUGUACGACGAGGUCAAGGACGAGCCUGAACGAGCCUCCAAUGACGAGAGAGUAAGAGCUUUUGGUUUGUUUGCUCCUUGAAAAGUGGGUUUUUGAUGUAUUACCUCUGCUUAUUGUCAGACACUUCCUUGUUGUGUUUAUAAAUGAACUUGUUUUAGAUGUUAGACCUUGUAAGCAAAGCAUAAAUGAAGGAGAAAGAGUUAGUCAAUAAUACGGUAACACACAGAACUGCUGGUCUGCUUUCUUCACGGUGAUUCUUGCAGCUUUGACAGUGAGGGUAAAUUCCAGACACCCCCUUCAUUAGCUGUAAAACCAUCAAGCUGUCACUGUGUUUGACAUCCACACAGAUAUUAUCAAACAAGACGCGGGUUCUUAGAGUACAUAUUUAAAGAGAAACCCACUGCGUGUUGACUUUUAGACACGUUUGUGUGCUUCUCUAUUUGUUUUGCACGACUCUUUCUUUCAUCAUGCAAAUUAUGACUUUGGUUAAAUGAAUGCAUCUCACCGUGGUGCUUUGAUAAUCCAGAAAAAACAACACCAUGAGGUGCUGUACAUUUGUAGUUUAAGGGAGAGCUUGUCUGUGAGGUACAUCCUGGUACAACACCCUUUGUUCACCAGAGUUUACAGUAAACUUGGUCCUCAUGGUGCAAGUGCCAGCCAAAAUAUUUCUGUAGAAAAGGAAAGUUGAGUUUAAACAAGCUGCUGCUGAGUGUUCAUGAACUCUCUUUACCUAAAUCUCUGUCCCCGCUGUUUGAGAUCGACCAAUUCUAACACUUUACAUCCGUGACAGUGAUGUACAGUACAGGCCAAAAGUUUGGACACACUUUCUCAUUCAAUGUCUUUUCUUUUUUUUUUUUUUUUACAUUGUAGAUUGUCACUGAAGGCAUUAAAACUAUGAAUGAAAACAUGUAGAAUUUUGUACUUAUAAAAAAAGUGUGAAAUAACCGAAAACAUGUUUUAUAUUCUAGUUUCUUUAAAAUAGCCAUCCUUUGCUCUUGAUGACAGAAGUACCUUGUCAGGGUUACUUCAGUCACUCCUGUGAAGUAAAAACCAUUUCAGGUGACUACCUCAUGAAGCUCAUUGAGAGAACAGCUCAAGUUUGCAGCGCUAUCAAAAAAGCAAAGGGUGGCUACUUUGAGAAAUCUAAAAUCUAAAACAUGUUUUCAGUUAUUUCACACUUUUUUCUUAAGCACAUGAUUCCACAUGUGUUCAUUCAUAGUUCUGAGAAUCUACAAUUUAAAUAGUAAUGAAAACAAAGAAAAUGCAUUGAAUGAGAAGGUGUGUCCAAACUUUUGGCCUGUACUGUACGUCGUAUUUCUUUUUCUGCGUGUUAGUGUAAAGUGCUGGAGCAGCACAUGGAGCGGGGAGAGCUGCUGAAAGAGUACGAGAGUAUCCCGAAGCGGCGUCCCUCAGGGGAAUGUACCAUCGCCCAGCAGCCUGAGAGCGCGGACAAGAACCGUUUCCAGGACGUCAUGCCUUACGACGACACCCGAGUGGAGCUGGUUCCCACUAAAGAGAACAACACAGGAUACAUCAAUGCAUCACAUGUCAGAGUAAGUUGAGCACUGAUGGAUGUGACUGUUAAAAAAAUGACCUUUCCGAACAUUGAAGUUGAUCUAAAACUGCAGAAUUUCCUCAGACGGGACCAGACAUGUGUCACAAUGUUUGAUGAUAGUCACAGUAGUUCAGACUAAACCGAGCUGCUUCAUUAACACAUUUAAUGCUGUUGACUUUUGUAAACGCCACCCCUGUCUCAUUAGAUCACAGUGAGUGGACAGGAGUGGAGCUACAUCGCCACACAGGGUCCCAUGUCAAACACGUGUCAGGACUUCUGGCAGAUGGUGUGGGAGCAGGGUGUCUCUAUCAUCGCCAUGGUAACCGCUGAGGAGGUGAGCUAUUGUAAUGCAUCUAUAACUCCCAUCUUUUAAUGUCGACUUGCUAUCUGAGAUCCUCACCUGUUUGUAUGUCACAUGUUUUCUCCAGGAGGGGGGCCGGGAAAAGAGCUUCCGAUACUGGCCCCGGCUCGGCUCACGACACAACACAGUGACCUACGGGCGUUUUAAGAUCACCACACGGUUCCGCACAGAGUCGGGCUGCUACGCCACCACAGGGCUGAAGAUCAAACACCUCCUAACAGGCCAAGAAAGGACUUUGUGGCACCUGCAGUACACAGACUGGCCAGAUCACGGCUGUCCCGAAGACUUCAAAGGUUUCCUCAGUGAGUGGGAGCAGCAUCAGUUUAUCCUUCUAUGAGCACCAAACUGAAAUCUCAAAGUCUUCCUGGCAUACUAAGAAGUUUCUAAUGAAUUCUCUGACGUUACAAUGUUUUUCCAGCCUACCUGGAGGAGAUCCAGUCUGUCAGGAGACACACAAACAGCAUCAGUGACCCAAAGAACACAAACCUCCCUGUCCUGGUCCACUGCAGUGCUGGAGUGGGGCGGACUGGGGUGGUCAUCCUGUCUGAGAUCAUGAUCGCCUGUCUAGAGCACAAUGAGGUAACUUUUUUUUUCCUUCAAAACGGAAAUGUCCAAAGUGAGAUGACACGCCCCUGCUUCGCAACAGGCACUGACCAGUUGCACGAGUUUGACGUGCCGUUCUUAUCACGAACCAAAACACACUUCCACUUUCACCUGUUGGUAAAAUGGCAAAGAUCCUUCUGGUCAAUCCAGUUUACAGCCCAACAGCUUCUUGUGUGAGAUUGAAGCGGACUGUCAAGGUUGUAAAAGAUGAUUAGUCACUCUUUUUGGCUACCCGCGUUCCUUUGUAAUCUGUUAAUAAGCUGCAGGAGCCGCCUCUGUUAGCCUUAGUGAAGGUGACGCAGAAAUGUGCCUCCAGAACCGCAAUCAGAUGAGCGCAGCAUGUGGUGAAGCGGCUACAGGCGUGCCUUUCCACCGACAAACUGACCGUCUAGCAGCAGGAGCUAAUGUCCUAGUUGCUUAUGGAUACAUGUUAAAUGAAAGACUGUGAUUGGGUUAAUCCAUCUGCCAUGGCUGGGAAAACAUUUAGAAAGACAGCAUCAUUAAGUGAAAGUGAGUAUGUGCUGGCUGUCGGGGUUGUAAAUCAGGGCGAUUUUUCUAAAGUUUCGCAGACUGUGUGUCCACUUCUGAUCAAUCAGAUUUCGUGUUGUUGCGACGUCAGAUUCACCGGUAUAUCCAACAUGGCCAACAGGCUGAUCGUUUACGUGUCAGAGAACAGAGUGCUUUUUGAUAAAAAACACAAACAUUACAAAGAUAACGACCUGAAGGAUGGUUUGUGUGCUUCAACAGUUUGCUAAACGUCUUUGUUUUAACUUUCAUCUGUGCAAAUCUGUUCAGAUACAACAUACCAUAUGUAUUUUCACUGUCUCAAACUCAGUAGCGUUGCUGUCACAGCCUUGUUAGGUCUCAGUUGUUACCUUACGUUUAUGGAUUAUAGUUUAAUGUGCUUAUCUGGUACUGACUCAGUACAUGCUAUCAUGACAGACAGACAUCUCAACGCUAGAGUCUGAUCAGAACUGAAAAACAGUCAGUCUGCUGUUGUGUCAGUCAUCUCGCUUCCAUUCGGGACGCGUCUUUUUUCCCCCCGGAAAGUCGCAAAAUCACAUCGAGCUUAAUGUGUAUAGUCAGGCGCGUCAAAAUUCGCCUCCAAAUAAUUCGUAAUAUGGUCACCCUAAAGGUCCCGGUGUGUAAGGACCUUUAGGGUGACCAUAUUCUGACUUCUUCCCCGAAAAAAAGGACAGGAGCUUUUCAGGUCACAUCGAGUGCCUUUUAUGCACUUCUAACUCAGUAAGUCCACGUGACACAAAAUUUAAAUUUAUGUACAAAACCGCAGACAUUUGAAAAAUUUUAUAAACUUCUCCAGUCAAACCCGGACAGCCCCCAAAAAAAGAGGACAUGUCCGGGUAAAAGAGGAUGUAUGGUUACCCUAUUGUAAAUCUCAGGUUAGCCAAUCUUGGUGUCAAAGCCCCUUUUUUUAGAGCAUCAAAAAAAAAAAAAACUGAAACUAUGUUAGAAAAAUGGUUUAAUUUCUCCUAUCUGGAAUCUGACUUUGCAGCUUACACUGCAGCCGGUCCAAAUGUUUGGUUUCACUUUUGGAAAGCUGUAGCGUCAUCCACCUCUUCACACUGUCGAUAAAAAAACAAGCUUUGUUUCUUUCCAGGCGCUGGACGUUCCAAAAUUCCUGCUGAGGCUGCGCGCUCAGAGGAUGAUGAUGGUUCAGACGUUGGCUCAGUACACCUUCAUCUACAGGGUCCUCAUCGAAUACCUCCGUAACUCAAGGCUCAUAUGAGUUCAACUGCUGGUUGUGGCUGAUUACUCCCUCAUUACAGCUGAGUGUAGGACGGAGUUCCCUGCAGGUUCAUACCAAACUGCUCUGUGGUGAUGCAGCUUUGUAAACCUCUGGAGUCUGUUUGUGAAGGUGUUCAAACAAAGCUGAAGGAUUGAGGUGUGGAUAUUUAAGAAUGAAGUGAUACCACAUGAAGGAGCACAGAGACACAUGACCUUCCUCUAAACAGUAUUAUAUAUAUUAUUUUUUACAUACAUUAUUGCUUGAUUAAAGCCAGCACUUUUACAGUACUUUGCAGUAUAUAUGAACCAAUUUUAAGCUGCAUUGUCAAAUCUUUAAUAAUAGGGUUGUAUCAGAAACAGUUGUAUUUUUAAUGGACAAAAGUCACUUUUUAAUUCAAUGUUUUGGGACUGCUGUUUGAUUGGUUCUGAUGAGAAUGAAGGAGUUUUCUAGUAGAAUGAUCCCGUGGAUGAAGUUCUGGAAAUAGAUUGUUUCAUGAAGGUGUGAUCGCAGAGCCGAAAGCUCAGAAGGUUGUUCUAUUACGUGGCACAAACGGGUUCGAUCCUGCACGCAAGUCAGGAAUACAGAGUAUUCUGCUGUUAUCUUUUCUGUAUUUAACUAUUCAACUUUCCUUUUGACAGCAAAAAUACAUUUGUCCUUGAAGAGAGCUAACCGAUAUAAAAACACUGGAUUGAUGAGAGAGCACAAGUCUCAGACAUGUAGAAUUGAAGAAUCUGAAUGACUGAGGAGGUUUUCUGUCGGGGGUUAAAACUGGAUAAGUUAUUUGACACUUUUCCUCACUUUGAGUGUUGCAAAGGAAAAAAAGUCGGUAUGAUUUUAAAAUACUUCUUCAAAACAAAGUGCCUAAAUAUCUGCCUUAUGAAGCUGACAAGGAUGUGUAUUCUGCAUCAUAUGAAGGAACUUUUUUUAGUCAUUUAUUGCUUAUUUGAUUGCAGUGAUUUGUGUUUAUUAAAGUCAAUCAAAAUAUUGGAGACCAAUCCCUGCAUAAAGCAGAAGGAUUGCAAACAGACGUAAUCGUAAUAAUAUUUGGAGCAUUUGUAGAUGUGUUAAGCUGAGGUAGUAGUUUUUGUUUUGUACAGAGAAUCAGUUUGACAGUAUUCAUGUGUAACUGUGCUGGCUGUGGUGCUUAGUGCGAAGCAGAGAUAGUGAAAGACGGACCAUCUUUUAAGUAUCCUGUCUGCCACACAUGCUUUGAAUCCCUGAUGUUAGAGCCACCUGACUAGACCUGAGUGCCUCCACGCUUUCUGUUUCCCCGCCGCUGCUGCUGCUGCUGCUAAGGUCAUUUGAAGGUUCCUCUUUGCAGAUAUAAUGCUUGCAGGCAUUGCAAAGUUUACAUGUACAAAUAACAUAUCUUUAUCGCAGUAGCGCCAGCUUUAUAAUUUGGCCAAAGUGAAGUCUGUCUUACCUUGAAGUUUCUGCUUGUCGCUCAAAAAUGAGGUCUUGACUGAUGUUAAGGCUUAUCUUUAUUACUGGAUCCUUUCAGUGGCCCACAUGAAUUUGCUUCAGCGUUUGUUUUUGGUUCUAAGAUGCUGAUUGAGUCUUAUUCUGGAGAAUGGAAAAAAAAAGAGUGAAUUUUGUGGCCAAACUGCAACUGUUUGUCCAUGUACAGGUAUGUUCAUAAUGUACACAAUGUAAAAUUCUGCUUUUAUGAAUAUUGGUUAUUGUACAAACUAUGUAUAAACUGUAUCUAUUGAACAAAGAAAUGGUUUGCCAUUGAAAAGAAACAAGUGUAGAAAUCUUCUCAGCCAAGAAUAAAUCAUUGGAAAUAAAGUAUUUCUUGUUUUUCUAGUGA
Xyrichtys novacula (pearly razorfish) is the source of this 15804-nucleotide messenger RNA. The record is from the annotation of a GenBank genome assembly. NCBI's taxonomy places the organism in Eukaryota, Metazoa, Chordata, Actinopteri, Labriformes, Labridae.